This is a messenger RNA of Penaeus vannamei (Pacific white shrimp), 306 nucleotides long. NCBI's taxonomy places the organism in Eukaryota, Metazoa, Arthropoda, Malacostraca, Decapoda, Penaeidae. The record is from RefSeq and is a predicted model, not a curated record.
CAUAAAAGGCAUUUGAAAUAGCGCAAGAACUGUAAAGCGGGUUGUUUACUUUCCACGUCCAGCAUGUCUCGCCAACAACACACCUCGUCUGAUGAACGACUUCUGCUAAUUUCUCUUUUUAAGGAGAGAGCCUCAAUUCUUCAAAGUAAGAAGGCUGAAGGAAAAAAGGCACUUCCCAAGGCCAAGGCAUGGGAGGACAUCACCAGCGCCCUCAAUGCUGCUGCUCUGGGACCUCCCAGAAGCGUCAAGCAAACGAAGAAGCUCUGGGAAAACAUGAAAAGCCGGUGAGUUUUACUGCAAUGGGUU